AUGUAUCUCGACCAAGACUUCGUCGUCGAGCUCCUCUCCAAGACGACUCACGUCCCGCUCCCCGAGCCCACCUCUGCAAAGCCGACACCAUUGCCCACCGUCGUUCCUACUGUUCCGCGCGUUACUUUUGAGACUCUUCACGACACUGGAAAGAGGACACUAUGGGUGGUCGUCGUUGUCAUGGCAUUGUCAUCCCUGGCAUUCUACGUCCAGGCUGCUAGAGUUCCAGUACAAAAGCGAUUGUUCCACGUCUUGACGUCGUUCAUUACCACUUUUGCAUUCCUUUCGUACUUUGCCAUGGCCACUGGUGAUGGUAUUGGUUUCCACCAGACAAUUAUCCGCGAGCAUCUUAAGGAGACUGGUCAACACGUUGUCAAGCACGUCAUCAACCGUCAGGUCUUUUGGGCUCGAUAUGUCGACUGGACUCUGACCACUCCCCUUCUGCUCCUCGAUCUGAGCUUGUUGGCCGGUCUCAACGGUGCCAGCAUUCUGGUUGCCGUCGUAGCUGAUGUGAUCAUGGUCCUCACUGGUCUUUUUGCCGCCUUUAGCAACACUGAUGGUCAGAAGUGGGGAUGGUACGCCAUUGCCUGCAUCGCCUACCUGGUCAUUGUCUACCAGUUGGCUCAGAAUGGCAGACGUACUGUUGCCACCAAGGACAACAAGACCCGUGCCUUCUACUCCUCCAUUGGGGCAUUUACCCUCCUUCUCUGGACCUUGUACCCAAUUAUCUGGGGUGUCGCCGAUGGUGCCCGCAUUGUCGGUGUUGAUGGCGAGAUUGUCGCCUACGCCGUGCUGGACAUUCUCGCCAAGCCUGUCUUUGGCUUCUGGCUGUUGACUACCCACGACAAGAUGAGCCAGACGACGCCUACCGUCGAUGGUUUCUGGGCUUCUGGUGCCCCCACUGAGGGUACCCUGCGUGUUGGCGAUGAUGACUAA
Molecule: messenger RNA, 936 nt
Organism: Pestalotiopsis fici W106-1
Lineage: Eukaryota; Fungi; Ascomycota; Sordariomycetes; Amphisphaeriales; Sporocadaceae
Exons: 6
Coding region: 1-936 (311 amino acids)
Biological process (GO): monoatomic ion transport
Cellular component (GO): endoplasmic reticulum; plasma membrane
Molecular function (GO): monoatomic ion channel activity
Source: RefSeq, a predicted model, not a curated record